AAAACUCGAAUACCGAAGCCUGCUACUUGACAUUUCUCGUCCGCACGAGUAACACUUACCCGCUUUCUAAACAUUCCAACAUACGUUACAGCAAGUUCAUGUACAUACAUUCAAUUUUUUUUUAUUUAUAUUUUAAGAAGUAGUAAAUCUGUUCGGUUACCGGCAAGCGAACAGGAAACAAGGGACAAUGUCUUUUGCAACAAAAAGUGAGAAAAAGAACGCCGAGUUCGUUUUUAAAAGCCUUGUUUCCGGCGGUGUCGCAGGUAUGUGUUCGAAAACUGCGGUUGCACCAUUAGACAGAAUAAAAAUAUUGUUACAAGCACACAGUCAACAUUACAAGCAUUUAGGUGUUUUUGCUGGACUAAAAGAAAUAGUUCAACGUGAGGCUUUUUUUGCCUUAUAUAAAGGAAAUGGUGCACAAAUGGUCAGAAUUUUUCCUUAUGCUGCAACACAAUUUACUGCCUUUGAGAUAUACAAAAAGUAUUUAGGAGGAUUACUGGGUAGUCGCACCCAAUUAGAUAAAUUCCUGGCUGGUUCAGGAGCUGGAGUAACCGCUGUAACUUUGACGUAUCCACUCGAUACCAUAAGAGCACGUUUGGCAUUUCAAGUCACCGGAGAACAUGUUUACACUGGAAUAGCACAUACGGCCGCUAGUAUUUUCAAGCAGGAAGGUGGAAUCAAAGCUUUAUACAGAGGAUUUAUGCCUACAAUAUGCGGAAUGGUUCCAUACGCAGGCUUGUCAUUCUACUCUUUCGAAAAGUUUAAGUUCUUCUGUAUGAAGUACGCACCAAAUUAUUUGUGCAACAAAUGCAACAGAAAUACUGGUGGAUUAGUCCUAACAUUGCCAGCCAAGCUGCUGUGUGGUGGCUUUGCAGGGGCAGUUGCUCAAAGUGUUUCCUAUCCCUUAGAUGUAACUAGACGGCGAAUGCAAUUAGCUAUGAUGAAUCCGGCUACCCAUAAAUUUGGGUCGGGAAUGGUUGCAACAAUGAAGCUUAUUUACCUAGAAAAUGGGAUCAUCAAAGGACUUUACCGUGGAAUGAGUAUAAACUAUCUUAGAGCUGUCCCCAUGGUAGCUGUAAGUUUUGCCACGUAUGAAUUAAUGAAGCAAUUGCUCGAUCUAGAUACAGGUAUGAAAUUAUAAAUAAAAAGUGUUAAUUAGGGAGACUGUAGAAUAACUGAUUAUUGUUGUUGAAGUAUAUUUUUAUAUUUUGUAUAUUACAAAAAUGGAUGAUACAUCUGUGAAUAAGUACAUCCACGAAGAGUAGAACGAUAUAAAUGAAUGUUAAUGUGAAAAGCACACUCGUUUACGUAAAUUUACUGAUUUGCUUACAAAAAGAAUGAUACAGCAAAAUGAAUAAUAUCUGAAGAGUCACGUGCGUGAAAUGUAUCAAAUCUAGAUUUAUGGGUCUGAAAAGAUUGUUGAUGAAUGUGAAUAUAGUAAUAGGAAGCAAAAACUUACUGAACGAAAAUAUUCAAGCUCUCUUUUCAUGUGACAACUUUUCUGAUAUGUCAGACUAAAUUUUUUCAACUACAUUAUUCAAUAAGGUUUUACGUAACUAUCAAGUCAAUAAUGCUGCACAAGUAAUGGGGUUUUACGACUAAGAUUCCACAGUUGUGAUUUGGGCAAUAUUAUGAGCGAAUUGUUAUUUGAGUUGUAACUCAAUAACAAAACGUUACUUCAACAUUGCCAGAAUAAAUAAUGUACCUGUUUAGUUAUGCAGGAAUUCUAUGCUAAGAGAAUUUGACAGCAAUGAAAAUGGGCAUUAAUUGUUGUCAAGUUAAAUAAAUAAUCAUACAUUACCUAAAUCGCAAAUUGACGAUUUUUCUUUAAGCGUUAGAAUUAAAUCUUUAUAGAAUAAUGGAUUAGUAUUAAUGAAGGAACAAAUGCUGCUUGAACUUAUAAUGUCAAACGUCUGUCAAGCGGGUGUUUCAAUAUGUCAAUAAUUUAUUGAAAUAGGAUUAUAAGUAAGAUACAAAAUCGAAUUCCCAAGUUCUUGCCCAACCUGAAGAGGUGAAUAAUCAUGACAAAUUUCGAGGUCUUGUUCCACUUGUUAUUGUACUUAUCAUGUGGAAUUGCCACAAUAAUAAAACUGACUCAGAUAUUACUGAAUUAUUAUACCAUAGACGAAGAUAAAAAUUAUACAAACAUCUAUUUGAUGUAUCCAAAUUCAUAUUGAAAAAAAAAUUUUAAAAACUGUUGGUAAUUACAAAAAUUAGUAUGUAGAUAAAUUAUUGUAUGCUAUUUGUAUUUGCCGAUCACUUAUAUUAUACGGAAUCUUUUUUAUUCAUAUACAUGUAUAUAUUCUUUUCGAUCCCUUUUCAUUCCUCUUCUACUUAUUGCCGGAGACUGAAAAUAUGUGUAUAAAUAUAAAAUUUUUCGAGUGCAACAUCUAUGCAUUUUACGAGAGCCAUAUGUAACGAAAAACAAGAAAAUUGUGAAUUUUUCACGUAAAUACCUAAAUCUAUUGUAAAAUUUCACCAGCUAUGCCACUUUGCUAAUAGGUUAUAUAAAUUUAAUAAAAAAUAAAUCGAAUCUUUUGAACGGCUACGUCAGUACAAAAAGUAAUUAUAGUUGACAAGGGAUUGUGAUAUUAUAAGAGACUCCAUUCAUUUUGUACGCUUUUUUUAUUCAUUUCCUAAAUUAAGAAUAAACAUGUAAAGAUUAAUGAGAAUGAAAAGUAAAAAUGUGAAGGAUGACACGCUAACAUCAGGUCCAAAUACAAGUUUCAAAUUUUCAUCAUAUCGAUAGCGCGUAACAGUCAGGUAUUAGUAUAGCUACAAGUAUGUGUGGCAUUUUUAGUAUGCCCGAAAAUAAUUAGGAGCGGAGGUUGUUGUUUCACUUCUUAGUUAAGUGAAUAAGAUGAAAAUAUUACUUGAAAGUGUGAAUAAGUGAAAAUUACUACGUAGAGAAAAGCUGAUUUUCAGCAGGUUGACACUAUUCGCGAAAUUUCGCACGAUUACUAGAACUAUGUAUCGGUAGUGCCAACAGCAUGCUUCUCUCAAGUGCAGUCAGCUAAAAUUCCUGAAAUUACUUCAGUUCUUAUGCCAUUUACUUACAUUAAGUUGCAAGUAUGUUUACAACAAAAAAACUGUUAUAACAAUUAAUUCAAUCAACACCGUUCAAAUACUGUUGGCAACUAGUUAGCAGCGACUUCCUUUUAUUUUGAAUUAUUUUUUUUUCUUCUGAAAGAAAAACUAGGCUUGGAAAGCCGUAAACAAGCGAUGAUUUUCACCAAGCACGUUCAUGUAGUCAAUUAGUCACUUUGCAAAUGCAUCUUGUGCAAAUAUCUGUAGCAUACUUAUCCGUUGGUCAAAAAGCAGAGUUUAUUAAAGGAAGAUGGAGAGAAAAAAUAUAAAAAAAUUCACGUGCACUUGUCGCGAUACUUUAGACGUUAUACUAAGUUGUUUACAGAGAUGUAUGCAGAUUAAGAGAUCGAAUCAUUGUUCAACUUGACAAGUACACUGUAUGUUAUCUAAUUGGGAAGUGAGUGAAAAAUGUAUCUACUGACUCGUAUUCCAAGUAGAUUUCAAAACCAUUUUAAAUUCAAUAAAAAUUCAUACUCUCAGCGUCUGUGUAAAUCCCUUAAUAAUAUUGCUAGCAGUACCCUUCAUGUAG
Molecule: messenger RNA, 3616 nt
Organism: Neodiprion fabricii
Lineage: Eukaryota; Metazoa; Arthropoda; Insecta; Hymenoptera; Diprionidae
Product: graves disease carrier protein-like
Exons: 7
Coding region: 188-1141 (317 amino acids)
Biological process (GO): transmembrane transport
Cellular component (GO): mitochondrial inner membrane
Source: RefSeq, a predicted model, not a curated record